CAGCCCACCAGGCCGAGGUGGCGCGUGGGCCGGCGGCAACGGGAGUGCCCGCGCCGCGCUGGGAGAGCCGGUGCCCGCGAGGGAUGCUGGUGAGGAGGCCGUCGGGAGCCGCCGCCGCCCUUGCCGUCCGGGGACUCUCUGGAGCCUGCCUUUUGCUGGCGGAGAAGUGAAGUCGCCGAUGGGCAGUUCCGGGGCUGGUGAGUCCGGAGCCUGCUGAGAAGUCCCGAGGUGGUGGCUGCCCUGCCCUGGCCUGCCCUGCCGCCGCACUCUUGAUCCGAGGCCAUCUUUGGUUGGCGAAGGCGGACAGGCAUUUUCCCCUGAGGGUGGGCUGAGCCCCUUUCUCCGCCCUGGCCCGCAGCUGCGAGCCUCCCGGCGGCUGUCGCCAGCGGCGAGGCGGCGUUUUUCCCAGCGCCCAGAUACUUCUUUGAUCGCCCCCUCACCCUCCCCUUCUGAAAGGGCACCUGCUGCUGGUGAGAGAAAAGAAAGAUUUUACAGCACGACGAGCCAAGAUCAAAGUAUAAAACAUCACCCGCAACAGCCCCCCAGGAAACCCCAUCCAAAAGAGGGGGAAUUUAUGGAUUGCUUGAAAGAGGAAGAGCGUGUGUAAUCGGGAGCUCUUGGAGCAGACGAUUGUUAAAUACUGCUUUCUAAGCCCUUUACAACUUUGCCCCUUCAGAUAAUUUCAUACUGACUUUAUGUGAUUUUUAAAAUUGGUCUGACCUGACUUCUAAUCCUGUGACAGUGUUUACUGGAGUUUGGCUGGUUCUCCGUGCUCCUGUGGGUACCACAUUUUAGGGAGAACCUAAACCCACCAGGGGAGAAUCUCAACCUUGACUGGUGCCACCAAAGAAGCCUUUUGAACCAUGUGGACUUUUCUUGGCAUUGCCACUUUUACCUAUUUUUAUAAGAAAUGCGGGGACUUCAUCAUUUUGGCCAACAAGGAGCUCCUGUUGUGCGUGCUGGUGUUCCUUUCGCUGGGCCUGGUGCUCUCCUAUCGCUACCGCCACCGAAACGGGGGCCUCCUGGGGCGCCGGCAGAGCGGCUCCCAGUUCGCGGUCUUGUCGGGCAUUCUCUCAGCUCUGCCUUUCAUUGGCUUUUUCUGGGCCAAGACCCCCCCUGGAUCAGAAAAUAAGGAGCAGCUCCAGUCCAGGAGGCACAGAAAAGGAACCAAUAUUUCAGAAACAACCUUAACGGGAGCAGCUGCCUCUACAUUAAUAUCUUCUCAAAGUGAUCCCGAAGUUAUCAUUGUGGGAUCUGGUGUACUUGGCUCUGCUUUGGCAGCGGUGCUUUCCAGAGAUGGAAGAAAGGUGACCGUGAUUGAGAGAGAUUUAAAAGAGCCUGACAGGAUAGUUGGAGAAUUUCUGCAGCCAGGUGGUUAUCAAGUUCUUAAAGACCUUGGUCUUGGAGAUACAGUGGAAGGUUUUGAUGCCCAGGUUAUACAUGGCUACAUGAUUCAUGAUCAGGAAAGCAAGUCAGAGGUUCAGAUUCCUUACCCUCUGUCAGAAAACAAUCAAAUGCAGAGUGGAAGAGCUUUCCAUCAUGGAAGAUUCAUCAUGAGUCUCCGGAAAGCAGCUAUGGCAGAGCCCAAUGUAACGUUUAUUGAAGGUGUUGUGCUACAGUUAUUAGAAGAAGACGAUGCUGUGAUAGGAGUUCAGUACAGGGAUAAAGAGACUGGAGAUAUUAAGGAACUCCAUGCUCCCUUGACUGUUGUUGCAGAUGGGCUUUUCUCCAAAUUCAGGAAACACCUGAUCUCCAAUAAAGUUUCUGUUUCAUCUCAUUUUGUUGGCUUACUUAUGAAGAAUGCACCACAGUUUAAAGCAAAUCAUGCUGAACUUAUUUUAGCUAAUCCGAGUCCAGUUCUCAUCUACCAGAUUUCAUCCAAUGAAACUCGAGUACUUGUUGAUGUUCGAGGAGAAAUGCCAAGUAAUUUAAGAGAAUACAUGGUUGAAAAAAUUUACCCACAAAUACCUGAUCACUUGAAAGAACCAUUUCUAGAAGCCACUGAGAAUUCUCGUUUGAGGGCCAUGCCAGCAAGCUUCCUUCCUCCUUCACAAGUGAACAAACGAGGUGUCCUUCUUUUGGGAGAUGCAUAUAAUAUGAGGCAUCCUCUUACUGGUGCAGGAAUGACUGUUGCUUUUAAAGAUGUAAAACUGUGGAGAAAACUGCUAAAGGGUAUCCCUGACCUUUAUGAUGAUGCAGCUAUUUUCCAGGCCAAAAAAUCAUUCUAUUGGACAAGAAAAACAUCUCAUUCUUUUGUUGUGAACAUCCUUGCUCAGGCUCUUUAUGAAUUAUUUUCUGGCACAGAUGAUUCCCUGCAUCAGCUAAGAAAAGCCUGUUUUCUUUAUUUCAAACUUGGUGGAGAAUGUGUUGCUGGUCCUGUUGGGCUGCUUUCUGUAUUAUCUCCUAACCCUGUGGUUUUAAUUGGACACUUCUUUGCUGUUGCAGUCUAUGCCAUAUAUUUUUGCUUUAAAUCAGAACCUUGGAUUACAAAACCCCGAGCCUUUCUCCGUAGUGGUGCUGUCUUGUACAAAGCGUGUUCUGUAAUAUUUCCUCUGAUUUACUCAGAAAUGAAGUGUGUAGUUCAUUAAGCUUAACUGGGAACCAUUUGUGAAUGAAUAUUUGAAACUCAGCAAGUCCUGAGAGACUUUUGGAAGAGGAUGUAUAUUUCAUAGUACUAUACCACUUCUAAAUUGGAACCUCUUGAACCAACAUUAGGAUUAAUUUGUUUUUGAAGUUUUUUGUAUAUAAACAUGUAAAAAUAUAUGCUUUAAUUUACAAUUUAAAAUGAAGGGUAAAAUAAGCUAGAUAUAUAAAAGGAAUGAUUGUUACCAUGAACUAGUGCUAAUACUAAAGACCUGCAGCUUUUCUUUUGAACUUAGUAUUUGGGAUGAGUCAUUGGGACAUGCAAAUAAAAUGAAGAACGAGC
Molecule: messenger RNA, 2926 nt
Organism: Lemur catta (Ring-tailed lemur)
Lineage: Eukaryota; Metazoa; Chordata; Mammalia; Primates; Lemuridae
Gene: SQLE
Product: squalene epoxidase
Exons: 11
Coding region: 864-2588 (574 amino acids)
Biological process (GO): sterol biosynthetic process; cholesterol metabolic process
Cellular component (GO): membrane; endoplasmic reticulum
Molecular function (GO): flavin adenine dinucleotide binding; squalene monooxygenase activity
Source: RefSeq, a predicted model, not a curated record